AAACCCGUGACGCACUCCCCACGCCACGCCAUCACAAUGGUCCGCCAUUUCGAGCCUGUCCCUAUCUGGGACGGGAAAGGACAGCAAGAAGGAGACUCUUGUUGAUGGCGCCUGCCUGCUCCGAAAUGCCGAUUCUCUUCAUGACCGAAAUGUUUUGCGGCGCCAAUCCCUAAAUCGGCGGGCGACGUGUUUUUUUUUACCUGUUUCCCGUUGCGGCUGGAAGUCAGGACUAACGCUACAGCGAUAACCAAUUCCUAGCGGCCAUCUGGCAGUGCGUGUUUGGCGGGAAAACAUAGCUGGUUCUGUCGGUUGGGGUUGGGAACGCGUUUGAUUCUCUGAGCGCGAACUCCGCGAGGGGGGACGGAGAGGCGAAAGGCGGAGAGGCGAAAGGCGGGACUGGGCGCGGGGAAGGCGAAGGGUGGGGGGCAGGAACGUCAAGGAGCGGAGACUGAGCGGUUCGCAGGGGGGGAGAGGGUGAGGGGAGAGAGAUGGAAGGUGAGAUAGCCAGAGUAUCUGCUGGCGGGAUUGCGCCAGGAACACAUGCACCACGUGCUGCUGCUGCUGCUGCGGCGGCAAUCGCAGCACCAGCGUCAACACUACCGGAAGCAGCAGCACGGCCAGCAGGGCAACCGCCAGCAGCCACAGCGGGAAACGCGGAGCUGCUCCUAUUGGAGAACGCGUCGCUGCUGUCGCUCAUCGAGCGCCAGCAGCAGUCGAUCGCGGCGCUGCGGCAGGCAGCGGCCAAGGCGGAGCGCGAGAAGCGGUCUCUGUGCGACCAGGUGGGGAUUCUAAGAGACGCUCUGGACGCGUCGAGUGAGCACGUGGAGCGGCUCGAGGAGCGCGUGGCGACCAUGCGCGGCGAGGGGGAGGGUGAGGGGGAAGAGCCGGGGGAGGGGGGAGAGCCGGGGCAGGGUGAAGUGCAAUUGGUGGGAGAGGGUGGCGGAGUUGAGGGACGGGAGGGGGGUGAGGGGAAAGGGGGUAUCGGGGAAGAAGACGAGGAGGGGGAGGUGGGGGAGGAGAAGGGGGAGGGGGCGGGGGAGGGGGAGGUGGAGGAAGAGGAGGGAGUGAGCACAAGCAGCCAGUUUUGGGGAGGUGAUGGGGGAGGGAUGGGUUUGGGGCGAGUGCAGGUGGGCCCUUUUCACCUGGGUAACCUGGGCAGCCCGCCAUGCAAGGAGGUGGUGAAGGAGCAAUGCAGCGCUCUCACGCUCCCCUCUCGCCCUCCCCUCAAGCGCCCUUCCCUUAAUAAACGCCCGUCCUUCUCCCAUCCCUUUCCGUCUGUAGACACUCUCGCGCAUACCCGGACCAAUAACUGCUUCAAUGCAUCGCUACCGCCGAUCCAUUAUGUUCCUCCUGCCCCACAUCCCCCUUCUGCUGCCGCUGCUGCUACUGCGGCGGCUGCUGCGGCUGAAGCGACCACUACAGCCCUCUCGACCGUCACUGCUGCUGCCGUUGCCGCUGCAGCUGCUGCUGCCGCCACUGCUUCCACCUUCACGGAUUCUGCUCUGCCUCCUCCUCCUGCGAUGCCUCUGCCACCUUCUGCUGCGGCUGCUGAUGCUUCCGGUUCGGGUGAAGCUAUGCUUCCUGCCGAAGCACCGGGUACUGCCGAUGGGAGCCUUGGUGAUGAUGAUGAUGAUGAUGAGGAUGAUUUGCUGUCAGAGACCAUUUGGGCGGACCUAUACUCCCAUGGCCCUCAAUCUGCUUCCUUGAACGCCCGUCUCACCGCUAAUACCACCAGCAGCGUCUGCAGCAGCAGCAACACCAUACCAACCAAUUCGCCAACCCCUGGCUUUGAAACUCACAACACCAGCAGCAACACAUUCCCCGUGCCCUCUUCUGUAAUGCAGCAGCAGCAGCAGCAGCAGCACCACCACCACCACCACCUCUACCACAACCGCCUUCAGCAGCAGCCAUCCUUUGACUCUGCAGCCCCUGCUGCUACCUCUGUCUUCACCUUCCAGUCUCUUAGCGGCGCCCUCACUGGUCUCAGCAGUAGCCACGUGGGCCAGCGUGGCCAGGCAGCUGGCAGCAGUGGCAGUGGGAACGCGAGGAAAAUCAUGCACAGGCGAAGCAGCAGCAGCAGCAGCAACGGCAGCACGAGCAGCAGCAGGAGCAGGAGCAGAAACAACAGCAGAAGCAACAGCUGCAGCAGCAGCAGCAGCAGUGGGCGUAGCAGCGGCAGUGGCAGCGGUUUCGUGUCGCGAAACAACCCUGUGUCAUGCACUUGUUGCCACAGCGGCGCUCCUGGUCAUACUUGUGGUAGUGGUAACCCGUCUGUAACAGCAUUUCCUGUUUCAUCCUCCUCAUCUCUGCACGUCAUGUCUCUGCAGAAUCCCACCCCAUUCACGCCACAACACCAUGCAGGACCCAGUUCUCCUCCUCCCUGUUCCCACCGUUCACCAAGCCCUCUCCCUUCUUUAUCAUCCCACUGUCACUCUACCACUUCCCAGCAUCAGCCCUACAGUCACACCACUUACAAUCACGCCUCCCACGAUCACAUCUCCAUUCAGAACCCUUUCAACCGAUACCCUUCAGCGACCCCUCUCCCAGUCACAACCUCCACUGCCACCCAUGCCGCCUCCGCCGCCCGUGCUUCUAUCGAGUGUAGCGGCAAUGACAGCAGCGAGGAGAUAGCAGCAGUAGCAGCAGCCGUGCUGAAGAGCAUGCAGAGGGCACUAGGCACCGCGCAUCCCAGGCCGGCUCGCACCGCUGCCUCUGCCUCCGGGACCGUCCCCCCUGUCUCUGCUCUCACAGCUCGCCUGCAGCAAUCACCUGCUCUCACAAGAAAUGAUCCUGCACUCACUCAGGGAUCAUCAUCUGGGCACAUAGGGGGGUGCUCUGGUGGUGUGUUGUGCAGUGAUGUGACUGAUGUGCAUCGGGAAAGGGCAGCUGCACAAGGGCUUUCACAGCGUCCUUUCCGCGCCGAUCCUUCCCAUGGCAACCCAGGGCAAGCUGGCUGGAACAAUCGUGGCAUGUGUGCAGCUACAGGACCAUCGACCAUUCCACCAUCGUCACUACCAUCAUCAACAGGACACCGUGCGUCAUCCGCCCUCCCUAUCCCUCGCAACCAUGCGCCUGCCACGCGUGACACCACUUGGUCUCAACCUGCUCACCCACAGAGUGCCAGCACUGGUUACAGCAGCAGCAGCCACUUGGCUGGAUUCAGCAGCGCCAAGCCAAGCAAGCUGUUCUCCCCUCCCACCUGGUCAGGCCCAUUCGCCAGUAGCUACUCUGGAUCCGGGAGCUGGCUUGGCCCCAGCGGUCACGAUGCAGUUGAGGCUCGUUUUGGCUCAGUGAGCCGUUUGGAAAGUCAUGGCGGAUUUGACCGCUUGUUCGGAUCGGCUGCUGCUGCUGCUGCUGCUUCUCUUCCUUCUUCUGCUGCUGCAGCUGCCCAUCCUGCGGCCUUUUUUGGGACGCACGCUGCAAAGCGUGGGUUUGGCAAUGCUGGCCAUGCAACUCACCCCACUGCAAUUUCGGCAGACGCAGGGCGCGAUUCUGGCUAUUCUGCUGCUGCUGCUGCUGCUGCUGCUGGUACUCAUCACAGUUGGCAGUUGGAAGGAGGGGAAGGGCGUGUUGCACUUGGUGGCAUGGCGCUGGAUGGCUUGUGCAGUGGGGAGUUUCUUGUUGGGAAGGAAUUGCAUAGUGACCAGGAGUUACGGAGUGCAGCAAGAGGGCGGCGUGGAGUGGGAGCUGGUGCAGGGUAUGCGCAUGGUGUGGCCAGACGGGGUGGGUGUUAUGAUGAAGGGAAGAGAAAGGGAGAGAAGGAUUUCGUCUGGGAGUAGGCAACGUGGUGAUGGGGAUUGCAUGGUGUGUUGACUCGGCACGUGCGACGGUACUUGGUUGAGUGCCUGUCAGUGGGUGACAAUGUGCUCGAGCGUAUGAAUGGGCUCAUAGGUGAGCAGACUGCUGUCUGUGUGGAAUAGCGUGAGGGAGAAACAAGGGCGCUUGACAGAGGGAGGAACGUGGAAAGCCUAGGAAUGUGAAGGGAAGGAAGUAUCUAGGAUUUUGGAUGUGUGCGUGUUGAACAAAUGUGCAAUUUUGUU
Messenger RNA from Closterium sp. NIES-67, 4040 nucleotides. The record is from the annotation of a GenBank genome assembly. NCBI's taxonomy places the organism in Eukaryota, Viridiplantae, Streptophyta, Zygnematophyceae, Desmidiales, Closteriaceae.